Messenger RNA from Drosophila obscura, 1592 nucleotides. It is a transcript of the gene Orc5, whose product is annotated as origin recognition complex subunit 5. The transcript has 2 exons. Gene Ontology annotation, molecular function: DNA replication origin binding; ATP hydrolysis activity. Gene Ontology annotation, cellular component: nucleus; nuclear origin of replication recognition complex. The coding region runs from base 165 to 1553 and encodes 462 amino acids. Gene Ontology annotation, biological process: DNA replication initiation; DNA replication. The record is from RefSeq and is a predicted model, not a curated record. NCBI's taxonomy places the organism in Eukaryota, Metazoa, Arthropoda, Insecta, Diptera, Drosophilidae.
UGUCAGAACAGCAUAAGUCAAAGUAUAGCCUGAUGCCGCCGAAAUCAAUCACCCGAAAUAUCGGCACGAUGUCUCAAUGUCGGUGUUAUCGGUUACAGUGCUCGCAUCGCGUUGGCGCGCUUUGAUUCCCUGCCCUGCAGCUGUUUGCAAGAAAAUCACAACAAAUGGAAAAUAUCUGCGCCGCUUUGGAGCCGGUGUUUCCUUGCCGGGAGGCAGCCAUCAAAACACUGGGCGAACUGAUUGGAGACUCGCGGGAGGCCUAUCCUUCGGCAAUCUAUCUGUUCGGGCACAGUGGGACAGGAAAAACAGCCCUAACCAGAGCAUUCCUCCGAGAAUGCAGCAGGCAGCAAGCUGUUCGCAUUGCGAACAUCGAGUGCAUCGAGUGCUAUAGCACAAAAAUAAUGCUGGAGAACAUGUUGGACUCACUGGCUCCGCGUCCGGCCACAGGGGAAGCCGUUCGUGCCGAUAACAUGCUUGAGUUUGUGGAGCAGCUGCGUCGUUGGCAUGACCAGGGAGCGAGAUUCCAGAGCUUCCUGAUAGUCGUAGACAAUGCCGAGCGCUUGCGUGACAUGGAUGCAAAUGUACUGCCCGUUUUGCUGCGACUCCAGCAGCUGACCAGCCUCAAUCUAUGUGUGAUUCUCCUGUCACAGAUUCCCUUCGAGAAGUUUUACAACAAAACGGGUCUGACGGAAGUCAUUAGCCUGCAUUUGGCCCAGUACAACAAGGCAGAGACGCAACGAAUUCUCAGCUCGGACUUUUUUCAGGUGCGAGGGCACCUUCUUAAGCAAUUUUCGAAGGAUGGCCAGCGCCUCGCGAUCUGCGAAUCGGCCCUCACCGAGGACUUCUAUAGCAACUACCUAAAUCUCUUCCUCAGCGUAUUCUACAAGGCUUGCCGGGACGUGCCCGAGCUGCAGUUGACGGCCCGUAAAUGUUUCUCCAUUUACUUGGAGCCCGUUUUGGAUGGCACCGUUGAGUCUACAGAUGUCUCCCGGCUGUGGCGACACAUUGCUGGACCCUUGAGAUCCGCCCUCACCCAGAUCUAUAUGCGAAUAGACAAGCCUCCGGAAGAGCAGGAGGGAUCAGCACCCAUCGAGGAUCAGAGCGUUCGCAAGCUGGCGCAGUCGCUUGAGUUGCCCUACUAUGCCAAAUAUCUACUUAUUGCUGCCUUUUUGGCCAGUCACAACUCGGCCAACCAGGACAAACGGCUGUUCGUCAAGCACCAUGGAAAGCAGCGUAAGAGAAUGCAGACAGUCAAUGCCAGAGCCAAGACUACAGAGAAGAUGUCCACGACCCUGGGACCCAAAUCUUUCAGCAUUGAUCGCUUGUUGGCCAUCUUCUACGCCAUUCUUGAGGAGAAAGUGGGCCUCACCUGCAACCUGCUGUCUCAGAUCUCCACAUUGGUUCACCUCAAGCUGCUCAGCUUUGUCUCUGGCGAGCAGAAUAUAAUGGACGGCUCGGCCCGGCUCCAAUGCACGGUCGGCCUCGAGUUUGUGCUCUACAUCGGCAAGGUGGUCGGCUUCAACGUGCGCCAAUAUCUUUGCGAUUUCAUGUAGGGUAUUAGUGUUUAAAUAUAUUCAGUAAAUAGUCUGGUA